GACAUUGCUGAAUCGCGACUCUCCACAACUAACAGAGAGGCCAGGGAAAUCUCAGCGGAAAUAGAAGCUUCACCGUGGAGUCACUAUGUCAUCAGAACAUGCAAGGCUUCUUCUACGGAGGCCUUUGCCCCCUAAAAAGAUUCCCCCCAUUGUGAAACCACUUCCUUCGCCUAUACUUUCAGGUACAAUCAUAGACUCAUUGCCCUCAACAGCGAGAAGGGAUCUGAAGGACAGUGCCUCCGAGCGGAGUGAGUCAAGCUGCCACGUGCUUCCUCUUUGGGACUAUGACCCUGCAGCCUUCAGGGCGGCUCCCACUCCCCUGACCUCGGUCCCAUCCAUGCUAAUACCUAAAAUAAUUGAGGGCUUCCCCUGUAAACCCCCACGCACCCUUCACAAAAUCCCCCUCCUCGACCUCCUCAAGACAGACCCCAGAUACAUCCCCUCUCCCCCUAGCUUUAGCUUCAAUGAUUUUCUGCUGUACCCUAAUGGCGGCUGUGAGGCUCAGUCACUAGAGGGCCUGAAGAAAGUGGCCCUGUCUCGCUGCAACUACAGGAAGCUGGUUGGGCUUUUCCUGAUGGAGCUGCACAAAGGGCAGCAGACUGAGGUGUCCAAGCAGCUGAUGUCCACUGAGAAAUUGCCAGAGGCCAAGACCAGGAUCCCACAGAAGCAAAUCAUAUGCGAGCUGGCAGCAUUGAUCCGUAUGGAGGUGCAAGCUCAGAUGAUGUGUCGGCGGAGCUGUGUGGGAGAUGGGACCUGCAGGUCUGAGCAGAAGUCUGUGGAGAUCUGGGUACCCCCAGGGGAAAGACAAGCUGUUCAGAAGCAGGAAAAUGUAUACCCAGGAACGGAGGUGAUCCUGAACUCUGUGACAACCAAGAACUUCCAGGGCUCUCGGCGGACCCACUCCCCAUUCAGGCACUGUGGAGAGGCCAUCAGCCCAUCUGAGCUGGCCAUACUGGACUGUCUGACGGAGGGGGGCAAGGCACUCACCCUGAAGGCCCACUUCAUUGCCCUGCUUCCUGAUCUGACUCCUCUGGCCCAGAGCCUGCUCUACCUCAACCUGUCCUUCAAUGACUUCACUAUCUUCCCAGUGGAGGUGUAUGAGCUCACACAGUUGGAGGUGCUGAAGAUGAGAGACAACCCCAUAGAGGAGAUUCCUACCGGCAUCCACAGACUCACCAGGCUCAAAACCUUUGUCAUCUCCUUCUGCAAGAUCACCUCCCUGCCGCCGGAGCUGUACCAGCUGCCCACCCUGCAGUUUCUAGAUGUAUCCUACAACCUCCUCUCAUCCCUAACUAAUGAAAUCAGAAAACUCAGGACUCUGGAGUACCUGAAUGUGGAGGGGAACCAGCUGCCUGGUCUGCCCUGUGGGGCCCUGCGCCUCUCCCUCACCCAGCUCAGGAUCUCCAACAACUACAUGCACCCCUACUUCUGGAAGAGCUGCAGCCAAAACUCCCCCCAGGAGCUGCAACACUCAGCCACUAUGACACUCUCUCUCACAGACACCUGUCUGCGCUAUGCCAGCCUACCCCCUGAGGCACAGAUGGCCCUUAGCAGGGUGGGUGUGUGUGACUGCUGUAGGGGUCCUAUGUACGGACCUGGACUCAAGGUGAUCCGGCCCUGCUACAACAUCUUCGGACUACACAGGGUGCCCUUCAUCUUCAAUGCCUGCACCCCAGCAUGCCACUGGAACUUCAAGAACCAGACCAAGAGUCUAUCCAGUGUUCUGUAUGGAGAAGACACAACUCACAAUAGUGAACAAGUAACAAGACUAUGAAGGAACCAAUACUGAGGCUACUGUAUCUUGGCCUGAAUAGCCAAAGACCUCUGGACAUCUAUCUCAUCAGGACUACUAAUCUUGUGCCAAAUUGUAACCUUACCAUUACUGAUGUAACUGUCUUUAUAUAGCCUUGAGUAGUUGUCUGCAAAACAUGUAUUUUGCAUAGCAAGUGCAUGUGAAUACUCCCAUAAUUAUGGCACUUUUAAUGUCUACAUUUUCCA
Molecule: messenger RNA, 1998 nt
Organism: Coregonus clupeaformis (lake whitefish)
Lineage: Eukaryota; Metazoa; Chordata; Actinopteri; Salmoniformes; Salmonidae
Product: leucine-rich repeat-containing protein 63-like
Exons: 10
Coding region: 86-1774 (562 amino acids)
Molecular function (GO): protein binding
Source: RefSeq, a predicted model, not a curated record